AUGUCGUCCUGCCAGGUUAUCACCGGCCCCAGUCAGCUCACGACGGACUUCGCCACUUCCACCAUUCCCUCGCAGCAGCUCGUGAGUGGUGCCUGUCUAUCUAUCAUCGAGCGCGAACGUGGGUGCCGGGCAGGCGCAAUGCGCAUCCCACUUGGAAUCCCUAUUCAAAUCAGCCCUCGUUCCACUCGGCCCUCCUUGCGACGGACGAUGCAGCUUAUUCCUUGUGGAUGGAAUACCCGUGCCAUGCUUUUCGAGUUUACUGUAUCGAACGUGAAUCUCUUGCUGACUCCAAAUGCCAUCUUGCGCACUUGACUCCAGAUCACCGCUCCUCCGACGACGUCGACGACCUCAUCCCCUGUCGUUACUUCGACCUGCUCGCAGCCCAUCGCCAUCGCCAAUGUCUCCCUACCACUCACGCAAUGCUCGACCUAUACCUCCUACGUUACCGGCCAAACUGUUAUACCCGUGAGUUUCUUUCCUGUAUUGGCUGUGCGCCCUCAUUCAAGCUGCGCCAGUGCACUCGCAUCAUGCCAGAUGGGUCCGACCAAUAAUGGCUCUGUGCCCGAAGCCAAAUUCAACCUCCGUGGCCUCCGAGCCCACACGGCCCGCGCCAAUUCAGACCCACUUUCGCCACUCCUCCGACGGAAUCACUUGACUGUGCAAUCGAAUUCACUGAACUGACGCAAUGGUUUGCUACAUCCUCUCCUUCUCUCUUGUCACCAUGCUCACUACGAUUCGCUCCCUCGUUUCCAUCUCCGACGCCGAUUGGUGCGCCCCGUUCUCUUUCAAUCCGCGUUCGGCCGCCUUGGCAUCUUUGGGCUCCUCGAUCGACGCUCGCCGACCUACAUGCCUCAACGUUUGCACGUCAUCUGCACCAUUGUGCGCACAAAUUCUUCUCCAAUAGGGUACUGUUGCGACCUCGACUAGUUUUUUGACGUCUGUGUACUCGAAUGUCCGCACACUCCCCGGCGUCGUGAGCACGACGUGCACAGUUUUACCGACGACUGCGGCACCGACGACCACGCCGACGAUCGCUCCCUCCACAGCCCAACGGACGACGACAACGACGACGACGACGACGACGCGGAGUAGAUCCACAACCAUGGUCAUUGUUCCUACUACGACGACUCCCACCACUACCGCGGUAACGACAUCGGCUGUUGUCGUGUCCACCCCCGUCGUCAUCACAACCGACGGCGAGGAAUUGACCAUCACGAGCUUCUCGACCCUCUUCGUCACCAUGACGGGCUCGGACGGGCAAGUCUCAGUUCUGACGUCCUCCUCCGGUGUACCGACGCUUAACUCGGCGACGGAAGGUACCGGCGGUUUGAAAAAGGUUCAUACUGGCGCUAGUGAGUGCCCACAUUCUGUCGCCGUGUCGACAAAGUGCGAGUGGCUGAUCGAUUGCUGCGCUCCGUGAUCCUCGCAGUUGCCGGCGGUGUCGUGGGCGGAAUCAUUGCAUUGCUCCUGGCCAUCUUCAUCUUGGUUGCACUAAGGAGAAAAGGAUGCUUCCGUUCGUCCGACGAGCAUUUCGACGACGACAUCUGGUCGCCGGACGCGCACGGACAGGGCGUCGUUGGCAUCAAGGCUCGAUCGGUCAACCACGACGAUGAUGACGACGCUGACGUCGGCAUGCACUCGGGGGAAAUUAUGAGCGAGAAGGAAGCGGAAGAAGCGGCUAUGGAAGGGUCAAGACAUUCUUGGCAUGCUCGCGCGUCCUCGUUCUCGUCGGAACCGGUCCAACCGACGAUCUGGCGUAUCUCGAGCCCGACCGCAGGCCACUCGAACUACAACCGCGCUAAUGAGCUGACGCGCAGUGCAUCGGCGGCUGCGGCGGCUCGAGUACGGAGAAGCGUUUCGGGUGUGAGCUCGAGUGGUCACGAAAGUCACGAGAGCUAUCGUUCGGCGCCGCCGACACACCUGCAGUCACCAACAUCGGCGGCGUACUACCAGUCCCGUCGCAUGUCUCAACACGAGUUCUACCAGCAACAAGAGCAGCAGGCUCGAGCGAGGUCGCCAACGAGCCCCACCUGCGAGUACGAGUACACAAUAGGUCCUAAUGGCGGCUACGAGAGGCCGAUGGAACACCGCGUGGCUCAUCGAAGAAUAGCGCCGAACGAUGGCAUGUCCACUAUGUCUCGACACGACUCGGUCGUCUCGAGGCAUCAGUCGUACUCCAACCACGCCACCUCGCCGACGGAAGUCUCAAGGCGACAGUCCUUUUCGAGCCUUCCUGUGUCGAACACCGGAGCACCCACGCGUCGCAACUCGACGGUCGCUUCGCGGAACAACUCGUUCCAUUCUUCGUCCGAUCAUUCGAGCAAUCUCGCCACCACCGGCUCGACUAGCGCCAACUCGCAUGGUCACACGCAUGGUAACUUGCGACCGUUGACCAGCCUGUCCCCUACCUCACCCACAUAUUAUAAACCUUACGAAUUCAAGCGACCCCAACUCGAAGUGGUCGUCGGCGCGGAUGAGCUGCCCAGCGACUCCUUGUCUUCCGGCGUUGUGCCUUCGCUCCUCUCUUCGAACGGAAGCAGUGAGGACGCAUCGUACGACCCUCGCCCCCCAACCCCUUCGUCAGCCAUCUUGCUCGACCUCCCUAGACCUGAGUUCUUGCAAGCCGACCGACCCAAAAUGGAGCGAUCAAGUUCGACCUCGAGCGUUAUCGCCCCGUCUCAAUUCCUCGGUGCCCGGAUCGUCAAUGUCGACGAACCGAUCGCCGUGACUUGA
Messenger RNA from Microbotryum saponariae, 2733 nucleotides. The record is from the annotation of a GenBank genome assembly. NCBI's taxonomy places the organism in Eukaryota, Fungi, Basidiomycota, Microbotryomycetes, Microbotryales, Microbotryaceae.